Molecule: messenger RNA, 1962 nt
Organism: Verticillium alfalfae VaMs.102
Lineage: Eukaryota; Fungi; Ascomycota; Sordariomycetes; Glomerellales; Plectosphaerellaceae
Exons: 5
Coding region: 1-1962 (653 amino acids)
Source: RefSeq, a predicted model, not a curated record
AUGACGACAGAACUCCAGGAGCCCAAGACGGGCCUCGUCCUGGGUUACAACGGCGCGCACCCCUUUUCCCGCGUCGACCUCACCGACCGCGCCUCGGUCCAGGAGCUGCUGCGCACCCUGCUCGACCCCCUCGAGCCCUUCUUCUCGCCGCACAAGGCCCGCGUCCGCGUUCCCGGCGGCACGGCCGUGCGCUUCGACCAGACGGCCGCCGAGGUCGAGGGCAUCUGCCGCCCGCUGUGGGGGCUCGCGUGUCUGCUGGCCGGCGGCGGCGAGUACCGCGGCACCUCGUGGUGGGUGGAGGGCCUCAAGUCUGGGACGGACCCGGAGAACCCCGAGUAUUGGGGCCACCCGAGGGACAAUGACCAGCGCAUGGUGGAGAUGUGCCCGCUCGGCUUCGCUUUGGCUGUCGCGCCGGUGUUUUGGCAAGACUUGACAGAAAAGGAGCGCGGCAAUGUGGAGAAUUGGCUGGGCAACUCGAUCAAUGAGAAGAACAUGCCCAACACCAAUUGGCUCUGGUUCCGCGUCUUCGCGAACCUCGGCCUCAAGAAGAAUGGCGGCAAGUUCUCGCAGGAGAGGCUCGACGCCGACAUUGAGCACCUCGACACCUUUUACCGCGGCGGCGGGUGGUCGAACGACGGGCCCGAGGGGAUUCACAUGAUGGACUACUACUCGUCUAGCUUCGCCAUUCAGUUCCUCCAGCUGCUGUACGCCAAGCUGGCGGGCGACGACGAGCCGGCGAGGGCCGAGGAGUUCAAGAAGCGGGCGCAGACGAUCGCGCUCGACCUUGUGCACUACUACGACCGCGAGGGACGGUCCAUCCCGUUCGGCCGCAGCGUCGGCUACCGCUUCGCCAUGGUCUCCUUCUGGGGCGCGCUGGCCUACGCCGGUGUCGAGCUGCCGGCCCCUCUGACCUGGGGCAUGGUCAAGGGUAUCGUGAUGCGCCACCUGCGCUGGUGGCAGACGCAGCACGGCAUCUGGAGCCCCAGCGGCACGCUGACCAUUGGGUACUCGUAUCCCAACAUGUACAUGGCCGAGAACUACAACAGCCCGGGGAGCCCUUACUGGGCCUGCCUGGCAUUCAUCUGUCUCGCCGUGCCCGAGGACCACCCGUUCUGGACCUCCGAGGAAGAGCACGCGUGGGGUGUGAUCCCUACAGUCAAACCCCUCGAGCAGCCGGGUCACAUCAUGAGCUACCUUGGCGGCCACUGCAUGCUCCUCUCGUCGGGCCAGGCGUGCAGCUACCCGAUGAAGGGCACACACGCCAAGUACGGCUGCCUCGCCUACAGCAGCGCCUAUGGCUACUCGGUGCCGCCGGGCCUCUUCUCGCUCGAGCAGUAUGCGCUCGCGUCGCAGCUCGGCUUCUCCGACGACGGCGGCGAGUACUGGAAGACGCGGCGGCGGUCGGACUACGCAGGCAUCCAGACGCGCGACGGCAAGCCCGUGCUUGUGUCCUCGGCGGCGACGCCCAACUGGCACCUACGCAUCCACCACAUCACGGCCGGCCGCGAGGUCAUGACGGCGGACGGCGCCUUUGCCAUCCGCAACGAGACGGCGCCGCACGGCAGGGUGCUGCCGCUCUACGACGAGGCAACGGGCGAGGGCACGCGGCCGCGCAUCAUUGGCAACUACGACCUCGCGAGUCCCGAGGGCUGGGCGUCCGGCGGCGACGGCGCGUUCGCCGUGUCGACGCUGGCGGGCGCCGUGGGCAUCAGGGCGCUGGAGCCCGGGGCGCGGCGCACGGCGAACCUCGUCAACGCCGACCCCAACUCGAACCUCAUCGAGAGCAGGUCCGUCAUCCCGACGCUGCAGGGGACGCUGAAGGCGGGCGAGGAGGCGUGGUUUGUGGCGGCCGUGUUUGCGCGGCCUGCGGGCGAGGGCGUCGCGCGAGGGACGUAUCUCGAGGGCUGGGAUGCGCCGCCUGCCGUGCCGGCAUGGGUUGAGACGGAGGGCAAGGAUGUUUAG